AUGUAUCUCAUCAGUGAGUUUGACCCUUGUGGCACACACCUUGAUCUAUGUGACCAGGCUAACAGCGAGAUAGAGAUACCAUGUUCGUCCGCCAACAUCGGCCCCGGAUUCGAUGUCAUCGGCCUCGCCCUGUCCAUGUACCUCGAAAUCCGAGUCAGCAUCGACCGAUCAGCGCCGGCAGACCCAUCGUCGAACCCGCUCAACUGCACCGUCAGCUACACGGGCGUGGGCGCCGAGGACAUCGACCUGAACCCAGAAAACAACCUGCUAACGCGCACGGCACUGUACGUGCUGCGGUGCCACCAGCAGCAUGAGUUCCCGGCGCAGACGCACGUGCACAUCCAUAAUCCCAUCCCCCUGGGCCGCGGGCUGGGAUCCUCAGGCGCCGCCGUGGUUGGCGGCGUGCUCCUCGGCAACGUCGUCGGCGGACUGAAUCUGCCCAAGGCCCGGCUCCUGGACUUCUGCCUCAUGGUCGAGCGGCACCCGGACAACGUCGCCGCCGCCCUCUACGGCGGCUUCGUGGGCACCUACCUCAACGAGCUCGACCCAGUCGACAUGGCGCGCAAGGAGGUCCCGCUCUCAGAGGUCCUUCCCCAACCGGCCGGUGGCGUCGACACUGGCCUCAUCCCCCCGAUCCCGCCCGAGAAUAUAGGCCACUACAGGAGAUUCAACUGGGCCAAGGAGAUCAAGGCUCUGGCAAUCAUCCCGGACUUUGAGGUGAGCACGGCCAAAGCCAGACAGGUAUUGCCAACCGAGUAUUCUAGACAGGACAUGAUCUUCAAUCUUCAACGCAUCGCCCUCCUCACCACCGUCCUCUCCGACUCCCCUCCCGACCCCUCGCUCAUCUACUCCGCCAUGCAAGACAGGAUCCAUCAGCCUUACCGCGCCGGUCUCAUCCCCGCCCUCCCCUCCAUACUAUCCUCCAUGUCCCCCCAGACACACCCGGGACUCCUGGGAAUCUGCCUGUCCGGCGCGGGACCCACCAUAUUGGCCCUCGCCACGGACAAUUUCGAGAGCAUCGCCCGUGUCAUCAUCAAGAAGUUCGAGGACGAGGGAAUUACUUGUGAGUGGAAAGUCUUGGAGCCGGCCGAAGAUGGCGCCACCGUGCAGGAAGUGCCCGGUGAUGUGCUAUCGUAUCGGAAAGAGAUCAGCAAAGCCUGA
Messenger RNA from Fonsecaea monophora, 1161 nucleotides. RefSeq names its product homoserine kinase. Bases 1 to 1161 code for a protein of 386 amino acids. NCBI's taxonomy places the organism in Eukaryota, Fungi, Ascomycota, Eurotiomycetes, Chaetothyriales, Herpotrichiellaceae. The record is from RefSeq and is a predicted model, not a curated record. Gene Ontology annotation, biological process: L-threonine metabolic process. The transcript is spliced from 3 exons. Gene Ontology annotation, molecular function: homoserine kinase activity; ATP binding.